Messenger RNA from Etheostoma spectabile (orangethroat darter), 3697 nucleotides. RefSeq names its product transmembrane 9 superfamily member 1 (gene tm9sf1). Gene Ontology annotation, cellular component: membrane. The transcript has 8 exons. Gene Ontology annotation, biological process: protein localization to membrane. Bases 444 to 2348 code for a protein of 634 amino acids. The record is from RefSeq and is a predicted model, not a curated record. Lineage: Eukaryota; Metazoa; Chordata; Actinopteri; Perciformes; Percidae.
GUAGGUCAUUGUUUACAUGCAGGGCUUUCUUCAAAGAAAAAAAGAAACAAUUCUCUGUUGCAUCAUCAUUUCCCCUUCAAAAUGUGGUGUUAAUAAAAAUGUGCAUGCAAGUUUAGUAUGCAGUGUACAAACGGUGUUUCUGUUUUGAAAGUAUAAGCAACAUCUAACUGUGGAGUUCUGGGGAGACCCUUGUAGUGUUAAAAAAUAGCUGACAGAGCUCAUUUGAUUAUAGUCAAAAAGCCUCUCUGGACUAAUACAACUGAUGAAAUACAUUGUAACUAAUUGUGGUUGCGCAGUUUCUCACAGUUCCUGCUGUGUUUGUUAGACUGUUGAGGGAGUGACAUUGCAUAAAAUGUUCCACUUGACACAUAAAUCCUCACAUAUUAUGUAUAAGUGGCCUAGACAUGACCUAAUUUCUUGACUUGAACUGAGAGGCAUACUGUAUGUCUCAGGACAGACAGUCUCGUUUAAAUAGCACAGCUGUCCCUCAUGAACUGUCCAUCUUUGCAACAGGGGUUAUGCAGUGUGGAAUAGGACACCGGCCAGGUGGCUGCCAGAGGACGAUGGGCCUGCACUGCGUCUUGAUCCUGUGCUUGUUCUCAGGCUGGGCAGUGGGCUACAAGCAGGGGGAGAACGUGACUCUCUAUGUCAACAAAGUGGGCCCUUAUCAUAACCCCCAGGAGACAUAUCACUACUACACCCUGCCUGUUUGCAGGCCGGAGAAGGUGCAUCACAAGUCCCUGAGUCUAGGAGAAGUGUUGGAUGGUGACAGGAUGGCAGAGUCCUUAUAUGACAUCCGAUUCAGAGAGAACGUGGAGAAAAAAACACUUUGCAAGCUCACUCUUUCAGAGAAACAGGUGGACGAACUUCGUGAGGCUAUCGAGGAGCUGUUCUACUUUGAGUUUGUCCUGGAUGACAUUCCAAUCUGGGGUUUUGUGGGAUACAUAGAGGAGAGCGGCUUCCUGCCUCACAGUCACAAGGUGGGUUUGUGGACUCACCUAGACUUCAACAUCGAGUACAACGGCGACUCCGUGAUCUUCGCUAACGUCUCAGUAAAAGACGUCAAACCUGUUCCCCUGGAGGAGGGGGCGGGUGCAGCGGUGGGCGUAGUCGGAGUGGGCGGAGGCAGCCUGACGGUCACCCACACCUACAGCGUGCACUGGUUCGAGUCCCCCCUGCCUCACUCCCGGAGAUCCGAGCGCCUACGAGACUACUCGUUCUUCCCCAAAACACUGGAGAUCCACUGGCUCUCCAUCAUUAACUCGCUGGUGCUGGUGGUGCUGCUGCUGGGCUUCGUCAUCAUCAUCCUUAUGCGGGUCCUUAAAAAUGACUUUGCCAGAUACAAUGUGGAGGAGGAGGGCGGCUGUGAUGAUCUGGACCAGGGAGACAAUGGCUGGAAGAUCAUACACACUGAUGUCUUCAGGUUUCCCCCUUACAAAAGCCUGCUGUGUGCCGUACUGGGAGUGGGGGCUCAGUUCCUUACUCUUGCCACAGGAAUCAUCUUUAUGGCGUUGCUGGGAAUGUUCAAUGUGCACCGCCAUGGUGCCAUCAACUCUGCAGCUAUCGUGCUGUACGCUCUGACCAGCUGUGUGUCAGGCUACGUGUCAUGCAGCUUCUACACACAGAUCAACGGCCAGCGCUGGGUGUGGAACAUCAUCCUCACCUCGUCGCUCUUCUCCGCUCCUCUGUUCCUGACAUGGAGUGUUGUAAACUCGAUCCACUGGUGGAGCGGCUCCACUCAGGCUCUGCCGGCCACCACUGUGCUCCUCAUUCUGGGUGCCUGGGUGCUGGUGGGCUUUCCACUCACUGUCAUCGGCGGCAUUGUGGGAAAGAACCGAGCCGGCAGCUUCCAGGCGCCAUGCCGCACUCGCAACAUCGCCCGGCAGAUCCCUACACAGCCCUGGUACAAACACACAGCUGUACACAUGGCCAUCGGCGGAUUCCUGCCAUUCAGUGCCAUCUCAGUGGAGCUGUACUACAUCUUUGCUACAGUUUGGGGCAGAGAGCACUACACACUCUACGGCAUCCUGCUGUGCGUCUUUGCCAUCCUCCUCUCAGUGGGAGCCUGCAUCUCUGUUGCUCUCACCUACUUCCUGCUGUCUGGUGAAGACCACCGAUGGUGGUGGCGGAGCGUCCUGAGCACCGGCUCCACGGGCCUCUUCAUCUUCGUCUACUCUGUUUUCUACUACCGGAACCGGUCCUCUAUGAGUGGCCUGGUGCAGAGCACCGAGUUCUUUGGUUACUCUCUGCUCACAGCGAUGGUCUUCUCGCUGAUGCUGGGCAGCGUGUCGUUCUGGGCCUCACUGGCAUUUAUUCGCUACAUCUACCGUAGUCUCAAGAUGGACUAGAUAUCAGACGUAUGGCUAUAAACAAACAUUCCCUCAUAGCACACAUGGACAAUCGUAAUUCUCCUCUCUUGCUUUCAGUCAUACACCCCACACCCACCUCCAAUGUGGGAGGAGAAACAGUGGCCUCUCUCUUGAUUUGACAGGAGCUAAUGGUUAAACUCAACCCAUCGUUGUAAUAAGGGACAGUUGGUUGGAUGGUGAGCUGGGGAGGGCUAUCGUGUGUUUAAGGAUAAAAUAGGAUAUUUCAGUACAAAGGGAGUGAAUGGUUCAAAUGUAUGAUGCGAUACAGGAGUAAAUGGAUUUAAUCAAUGAUGUAGUGUGGCAUGACAUCAUCUGCUGUGGUUCCUACUCGAGGCGUGUACUACAAAUCAAGAUCAACAUGCCCUGGAUAUAUUUCAGUUACCCAGCGUCACGGCAUAAGCUGUGUCACGACAGUUAACUAGUUCAAUCAACCCAGGGUUUCCCAAUCCUGCGACGCACGGUCACAUAAAAAAGGCGGUGUUUCCAAAGCAUGACCAAUCACAAACAUCUACCAGGGAUGCAUAUUUUACAUUAGAGCAAACUAUAAUUCUACAUGAAUAUGAAGACAGACAUGGUUUUACAGGCAAAACGCAAUACAGUUGGAUAUAUAGAAAAUAGCGGGUGGUUACAUCGCACCGCAUCACUUUACAAUAUCACUUCCCCAUCAGUCAAGCACAGAUCUUACCAUAAUUACCCUUGUGCUUUCCAUAAACUGGCUUUAGUCUAGUAUUUCAGUUGCAACCUUGGCAGUGGGAAGCCAGGAGAAAUGGAGCACAUUGGCAACACACGACAAAGAUACGUAAUGAGCUGCUGAAAAUCUCUUUCAUAAAAAUACCCAUCAGGGAAUGUAAACAGGGUUGUUCUCUAAAUGUUUUGACUUAGUUGAGCAAGCUCCAGCAGAUCUUAAAUCUAACCCUUUGACUAGGUUAGGUGUUCAGCAUGUUACCAUAUGGUUUAAACCUGUAACAAGUAAUGCAGAAACCCCUGGGUUGAACCCAAAGGUACCUUGUGAACGCCAAAUCUUGCUUUGUAGUACGGGCCUGGGACAGCUGACGUGUAUUUAGUUUUAAUUAUGCUUAAAUUCAAGUGUUUCUACUUGAAUUAUACUCCCUCACCAAAUUGCAGCCACAUUUUCAAUAGAACCUAAACAAUGUUUUGCAUUGUCAAGCUGUACCGACCCUGCAGUGGAUUAGAGGAAUAAUACAAUGUAGAUUAAAGAGCUGUUUUGUUGAUGGGAGCAAUAUUAUUGUAUUAUAGUCAACAUUGACUGAUUUUGGUUCUGAUGUAAAUAGUCUUUUCAAUAAAUGCUUUUUAAUACAAUAUUGCCA